Molecule: messenger RNA, 276 nt
Organism: Acanthocheilonema viteae
Lineage: Eukaryota; Metazoa; Nematoda; Chromadorea; Rhabditida; Onchocercidae
Source: the annotation of a GenBank genome assembly
AUGGGAAAUCCAGGUUAUGGUAUGCCAUAUCCAGGUUAUGGUAUGCCAUAUCCAGGUUAUGGUAUGACAUAUCUAUAUCCAGAUUAUGGUAUGCCAUGUCCAGAUUAUGAUAUGCCAUAUUCAGGCUAUGGUAUGACAUUUCCAAGUUAUGGUAUGAUAUAUCCGGGUUAUGGUAUGACAUACUCAUGUUAUGGUACAGGUUAUGUAUGCAUAUUUUCGAAUGAAUUCUGUUGGAAAUCGAGCACAAUUCCGUUAACCGUUAAUAUAACAGUUUGA